This is a messenger RNA of Mesorhabditis belari, 972 nucleotides long. The record is from the annotation of a GenBank genome assembly. NCBI's taxonomy places the organism in Eukaryota, Metazoa, Nematoda, Chromadorea, Rhabditida, Rhabditidae.
AUGAAGUACUCAAAUAAAGCAAUCUCGCGUUCGAUAAACAUGGCGAGGACGAAUGAUGUCAAGAAAAUAGCGGCGGCUCGGUUCCGGCUCCAACCACCACCGCAAGUGCACCAAAGAGGAAGAGACGCAAAAAUGUCUGGUAGCAUCGCCUCGCUCGCAAUCAAGGAAGAAGAUGCGAUGAAAUUCCUUGCAUCGCAAACGCACAUCGGGACACCCAACGUUUCGCUCCAUAUGCAACAAUACGUCUACAAACGGCGCGCGGAUGGUACGCAUAUCAUCAACUUGAACAAGACAUGGGAAAAGUUACUUCUCGCUGCUCGAGCCAUUGCUGCGAUUGAGAAUCCAGCUGAUGUUGUUGUCGUCUCGGCUCGUCCCUUUGCCCAUCGUGCACUGAUGAAAUAUGCUGCUCACACUGGAGCUACACCAAUUUUCGGACGCUUUGCUCCGGGAGCGCUCACGAAUCAAGUACAAAAGAACUACCGUGAGCCAAGAGUGAUCAUCAUUUCUGAUCCGACUAUCGACCAUCAGGUUGUCACUGAAGCUUCUUAUGCCAACGUGCCAGUGAUCAGCUUUGUCAAUACGGAUUCACCACUGAAGCUUGUCGAUAUUGCAAUUCCAUGCAAUAACAAGGGUGCUCAAUCUUUGGGACUAAUGUGGUGGUUCUUGGCUCGUGAAGUGCUGAGCUUGAGGGGAAAAAUUUCACGCCAAACGGGUUUUUGUUUGGAUGGACUCGAGGUGAUGCCCGAUCUCUACUUCUUCCGUGAUCCAGCAGAGCAAGAGAAGGAGGAAGCGCAACAAGAAGCUGCUGCUGCUGAACAAGCUCAAACUGCUCAAUUGUACGAAGGACCAAUCGACUUUGCCGCUCAACCAGAAAUCAAGGAUUGGGCUGCCGAAGCUGCCACGGACAAUUGGGCUCAACCCGUUGCUGCAGGAACAGGUGGAGAUUGGAAUCAAGCAACCACGAACAACUGG